Messenger RNA from Xiphias gladius (swordfish), 3749 nucleotides. It is a transcript of the gene bop1, whose product is annotated as BOP1 ribosomal biogenesis factor. The coding region runs from base 431 to 2686 and encodes 751 amino acids. The record is from RefSeq and is a predicted model, not a curated record. The transcript has 18 exons. Lineage: Eukaryota; Metazoa; Chordata; Actinopteri; Istiophoriformes; Xiphiidae. Gene Ontology annotation, molecular function: protein binding; ribonucleoprotein complex binding. Gene Ontology annotation, biological process: maturation of LSU-rRNA from tricistronic rRNA transcript (SSU-rRNA, 5.8S rRNA, LSU-rRNA); ribosome biogenesis. Gene Ontology annotation, cellular component: preribosome, large subunit precursor; PeBoW complex.
UACAUUAACGUUAUCACCUGUGGGUGUUUUCACCUGUAACGUGAGCAGAGACUGUUCGGUGCUGUGGUGUUUUAAUUAAAGUUAGUGCUGAGUUACAGCCAAUCACCUUUCCCUGCCUGACAACACGAGGAACUCCAGGUCCACAUUUCAUCUACAGGACAACAACAGCAUCCUUUCCCCUGCUCACACCGAACAGCUCUCCAGACGCUGGUAGAUUUGGUCUGACGGGAGAAAAUCCAGUUUCAUCAGUGCUCACACGGAGCUGCAGGUAUCCUCCAGUCGAUGGUCGUACAGGCUGAUCUAACCACUGCGGACUGCAGAGGCCUCCAUGUGACUUCAGUGGUACUGCAAAAUACUGUUAUCAGAACCAGGACUGGAUCCUCCCCCCAUCUCCUAAACUGACUGAUGUUUGUGGCUCCCACGUGGUUUAAUGGAGGGCAGUAGCGGAGACAUGCGGACCAGCGAACAGAGAGAAAAGAUGAAUAAAGUCCGAGCGACAACAACGAGGAAGAGAAGUAAAGAGGAGUUGGAAGUGAAGCAGGAUCAGAUCUUCAACUUCAACAACAAACCUGCUGAGGAAGAGGAGGAUGAAGAUCUGUCAGACAGCGAGGACAGUGUCUACUCAGGACUGGAGGAUUCUGGGAGUGACAGUGAGGAUGACGAAGAUGAAGAGGAGCAAUCAGAUGAUGAUGAUGAUGAUGAUGAUGAUGAUGAUGUGAAGGCGGGGUCAGAACAGACUCAGCAGACAGAGGAGAGAGAGAAGAAGGGAGGCGUGAAAGAAGAAGAAAAUAACGAAGAAGAGUACAAGCACGACUCUUCAGACGAGGAGGACAUCAGGAACACUGUUGGGAACAUUCCCAUGGAAUGGUACAGAGACUUCCCUCACAUUGGCUACAAUCUGGACGGGAAGAAGAUAUACAAACCAAUCAGGAACAAGGACGAACUGGACGACUUCCUGGACAAAAUGGAGAACCCGGACUAUUGGAGAACAGUCCAUGACAAGCAGACAGGAAGUGACAUCGUACUGUCAGAUGAACAGGUGGAGCUGGUGAAUCGUCUACAGAGGGGACAGUUUGGAGACGUCAACUUCAACGAGUAUGAGCCCUCAGUGGAGUUCUUCAGUAAAGACGUGAUGCUUCAUCCGGUCACUAACAGACCUGCAGACAAACGCAGUUUCAUCCCGUCCCUGAUUGAGAAGGAGAAGGUGUCUAAACUGGUCCAUGCGAUAAAGAUGGGUUGGAUCAAACCUCGGCGGGUGGAGGAUAACAGUAGGGGGCAUUAUUACAACCUCUGGGCCAGUGAGGACUCCUCCAUUCUGGCUAAACACAGGAUGCACCUGCCUGCCCCCAAAAUCCCUCUACCUGGUCACCAGGAGUCCUACAACCCCCCACCAGAAUACCUGUUCACAGACGAGGAGCGAGCUCUGUGGGAGCAGCAGGAUCCGUCAGACAGGAAGUUACCAUUUGUUCCCAUGAAGUUCUCAAGCCUCCGCCAGGUUCCUGCGUUUCCACGUUUCAUCCACGAGAGGUUUGAGCGCUGCCUUGACCUUUACCUGUGUCCCCGACAGAGGAAAAUGAGGGUGAACGUGAAUCCAGAGGAUUUGAUCCCAAAACUCCCCAAACCCAAAGACCUGCAGCCGUUUCCUACGACACAGUCUCUGGUGUACCGGGGUCACAGUGGUCUGGUUCGGUCCAUCAGUGUGUCUCCAUCAGGACAGUGGCUUGCUUCAGGUAGUGAUGAUGGCUCUGUGAGGUUCUGGGAGGUGUCUUCAUCCCGCUGUAUGAAGACGGUCCAGGUGGGCGGAGCUGUGAAGAACGUGGCCUGGAACCCAAACCCGUCUGUCUGUCUGCUGGCUGUUGCCCUGGACUCGGUGGUGUUGAUCCUGUCUCCCUCUCUAGCAGACAGACAGGUUGUCUUGUCGUCAGAGCAACUCCUCUCGGGUCAGCAGGAGGCUGAGCCAACAGACGAAGCGGGGCCUGUCAUCUGGAGCGUGGCUGAGGGGGAGGAGCUAAACCAGGGGAUCCGCCUCAGAAUACAACAUCCCAAAGCAGUCCACCAGGUGUCGUGGCAUGCUAAAGGAGACUACCUGGCGUCUAUGAUGCCGGAUCACUCGAGCCACCUGCAGGUUUUCAUACACCAGGUUAGCCGGAGGCGGAGCCAGAAUCCCUUCAGGAGGAACAAAGGUCUGGUUCAGUGCGUAUCCUUCCACCCCAUCCGGCCCUACUUCUUCGUGGCCACGCAGCGCUCUGUCCGCAUCUACAACCUGGUCAAACAGGAAAUGACCAAAAAACUACAGGCCAACUCCAAGUGGAUCUCCAGCAUGGCCAUCCACCCUGGGGGUGAUCAUGUGAUCUGUGGGAGUUAUGACUGCAGGCUGAGCUGGUUCGACCUCGACCUCUCAACCAAACCGUACAAGAUGUUACGACACCAUAAGAAGGCAGUGAGGGGCGUGGCCUAUCACAGAGUCUACCCGCUGUUCGCGUCAGCGUCCGAUGACGGAUCAGUGAUAGUCUGUCAUGGGACUGUUUACAAUGACCUGCUGCAGAACCCGUUGAUCGUCCCGGUGAAGGUCCUCAGAGGUCAUGUGACCACUCAUGACCUCGGUGUUCUAGAUGUGACCUUCCAUCCCACACAGCCCUGGAUCUUCUCCUCUGGAGCUGACGCCACCAUCCGCCUCUUCACUUAGCAAUGUGCCCGGCAACCAACCAACAACCUGUCCAGCAACCGACCACCCAACGAGGCGGUGAUGAGGUUGCUAGGAUACAGGCAGUUGUAGAAACGAUGCUGUUUGACUGUUUUCGUCUUUAACCUGAAAACUGUUUUUUUUGUUUUUUCCUCUUUGUUUGUUUUUAAUUAAACUUAGACUUUCUGACCUGUUUGUUUGUAGCAUCAUCAGCUGUGUGCUGUUUCCAUGGUGAUUCAGGAGUCUGACCACAUGGCGCCCUUUGGUGUUUUUUUCAGAUCAGCUUUUAAUUCUUCCAGCUGCUUUUUUUUUUCUGCCGACAGAGUCACAGCUCUCAUUGUUUUUGAUCGGGUGAAGUGAUGCAGGUGAACUCUGAAAAAACAUAACAGCACAUGAAACUGAGGUGUGACUGUUGGAGCUACUGGUUUUGAUGUAGUGUUACUAAUAAACACUUUACCACAAUGAUGUUUGAUAGGAAAUAAUCAGUUACAUAUCAGUUUAUCAGAAACAUGUCUCUGCUGGAACAAACUGUGCAGGCAGAUCUCCAGAUCCAGUCCAGACCUGAGUACAUUCAGUCAAGUACUGAACCUAAAUACAAACUUUAAGUACUUGUACUUUUCUUGAGUAUUCAAAUUUUUUAUGACUUUAUAUUAUAACUGCAUGACAUUUAUCUUCAAGGAUGCAGACUUUACUCUCAGAACACCUGACCAGUUUCUAAAUGAAGCACUUUCACAGAUUAAAGUAACCGACAGAAAACUACGUAGUAUCAGCUUCACCUUGAGGAGCAGCUACAACAGUAAACCGCUUUAGUAAUAACUAGUAGUAGUCCGUAAUGAUAUUCUGAAAUAUAAAAAAAAGUAAUUUCUUUUACUUUUGAUCAUUAAGUGCUUGAGUAUGUUUACGUGUGGCACCGGUACUUUUGGUAAAGGUAAGACACCACAGAUGAAUAGAUGAUAAAAAAUGUAACUAAUACAUAUCACCAUUUAACUUCCCCCGUUGAUUACUUACAUUAACAAUUAUUUUUUGUAUAACAAGUUUGCUGAAAUGUUGUUUAAAUAUCCAAAUG